AUGCCGAAAGUCGAUAAAGGAAGACCAAUAGCGAAGAAUGCCAAAACAACAGCUGGUCCCAUGUUCAAUAAGGAACUGGGACAACAUAUUCUGAAGAAUCCAUUAGUUGUUAAUUCCAUCAUUGAAAAGGCAGGAGUCAAGUCUACUGAUACAGUGUUAGAAGUUGGUCCUGGUACCGGAAAUGUUACCGUCAAGAUACUUGAGAAGGCCAAGAAGUGUAUUGCAGUGGAAAUGGACGCUAGAUUAGCUGCUGAACUGUCAAAACGUGUACAGGGAACGCCACAACAACGCAAGCUUGAAAUGAUUGUUGGAGACUUUCUAAAGGUGGAUUUACCAUACUUUGAUAUCUGUAUAUCGAAUACGCCAUACCAGAUAUCUUCACCACUUGUCUUCAAGUUGCUUCAGCAUCGGCCUAUAUGGAGAUGUGCCGUCCUCAUGUUCCAACGCGAAUUCGCCCUCCGUCUCGUCGCCCAACCCGGUGACCCCCUCUACUGCCGCCUCUCAGCCAACGUGCAGCUAGUCGCAAAAGUCCAACACAUAAUGAAGGUCUCGAAAAACAAUUUCAGACCACCGCCCAAAGUCGAAUCAUCUGUCGUCCGAAUCGAGUUGAAGCAACCACCACCGCCAGUUGAUUUUGAUGAAUGGGAUGGAUUGUUGAGGAUCUUGUUUGUGAGGAAGAAUAAGACUUGUGCUGCGAAUUUUAGGAGUCAGGCUGUGCUGGAUGUGUUGGAGCAUAAUUAUAAGACUGUUUGUAGUAUACAGCAAAAGAUUGUACCAGCAGACUUUGACGUCAAGGCCAAAGUCAUGGGUGUAUUGGAAGCGCUGGACAUAAGUGAAAAGAGACCGGCAAAGAUGGACUUGGACGACUUUUUGAAACUCUUGUCUGCUUUCAUCGACGCUGGAUUUCGAUUCACGUCGAAAUAG
This is a messenger RNA of Synchytrium microbalum, 924 nucleotides long. RefSeq lists its product as uncharacterized. The transcript has 6 exons. The record is from RefSeq and is a predicted model, not a curated record. Gene Ontology annotation, biological process: rRNA methylation. Gene Ontology annotation, molecular function: rRNA (adenine-N6,N6-)-dimethyltransferase activity. Gene Ontology annotation, cellular component: mitochondrial matrix. Lineage: Eukaryota; Fungi; Chytridiomycota; Chytridiomycetes; Synchytriales; Synchytriaceae. Bases 1 to 924 code for a protein of 307 amino acids.